AGCGGGCGCGCGGGCGACAUCAGCACACCGGCCGGGUCAGGGAGCCGCAAGGAUGGAGAUCCGCCCAGACAGGUUCAAGGCCGCCGCGGGCAAAACUUUAGGGAAAAUUCACAGACUGAUAGAGAAACCGCAGGCGAAUGGAGAAACCAUCGAGCUGUCAGCAGAGGGUCGACCUGAGCUGGUGGAGGAGAAGGAGCUGCCGGUGGUGGACUGCACCUGCUUCGGCCUGCCCAGGCGCUACAUCAUCGCCAUCCUGUCUGGUCUGGGAUUCUGCAUCUCCUUUGGGAUCCGAUGCAACCUGGGCGUUGCCAUCGUUAGUAUGGUCAACGAUCACACCGUCUACAAAGGCAAUAAGGAAGUGCUUGUGGCGGCACAGUUUACCUGGGACCCAGAGACGGUGGGGAUGAUCCACGGCUCCUUCUUCUGGGGAUACAUCGUCACACAGAUCCCCGGUGGCUUUAUAUGUCAAAAAUUUGCUGCCAACAGAGUGUUUGGUUUUGCCAUCGUGGCCACGUCCACGCUCAACAUGCUGAUUCCGUCUGCGGCUCGCUGCCAUUACAGCUGCGUCAUACUUGUGAGGAUAUGCCAGGGCCUAGUUGAGGGUGUUUCAUAUCCAGCCUGCCACGGGAUCUGGGCCAAGUGGGCGCCUCCCCUUGAGAGAAGUCGAUUAGCCACGACGGCCUUUUGCGGAUCCUAUGCAGGGGCAGUGGUGGCCAUGCCUUUAGCUGGGAUACUGGUGCAAUACACUGGGUGGCCUUCUGUAUUUUAUGUCUAUGGUAGCUUCGGGAUAUUCUGGUAUAUGUUCUGGAUUCUGGUGUCGUACGAGAGCCCCGCAGCUCAUCCAACGAUCACCCCAGAGGAGAGGAAGUACAUUGAAGAUGCAAUCGGAGAAUCUGCAGCGUUUCUCAAUCCCCUCCAUAAAUUUAAAACCCCCUGGCGACACUUCUUCACCUCCAUGCCUGUCUACGCCAUCAUUGUGGCCAACUUCUGCAGGAGCUGGACCUUCUACCUGCUGCUCAUCAGCCAACCUGCCUACUUUGAAGAAGUUUUUGGCUUUGAGAUCAGCAAGGUGGGCAUAGUGUCAGCCUUGCCCCAUCUGGUGAUGACGAUCAUCGUCCCCAUCGGAGGCCAGCUGGCCGACUACCUGAGGAGCCACAACCUGAUGACCACGACCAACGUCAGAAAGAUGAUGAACUGCGGAGGUUUUGGGAUGGAGGCCACCUUACUGCUGGUGGUGGGAUAUUCUCACACCAAAGUGAUUGCCAUCUCGUUCUUGGUGCUCGCAGUGGGAUUCAGCGGAUUUGCCAUCUCAGGGUUUAACGUCAAUCACUUGGAUAUUGCCCCUCGAUACGCCAGCAUCCUGAUGGGUAUUUCUAACGGCGUGGGGACAUUGUCAGGAAUGGUGUGUCCUCUCAUUGUGGGCGCCAUGACCAAACACAAGACACGUGAAGAGUGGCAGUACGUCUUCCUCAUAGCUUCCCUGGUUCAUUACGGGGGAGUGCUGUUCUACGGAAUCUUUGCAUCGGGAGAGAAGCAGUGGUGGGCAGACAUAGAGGACACGAGCGAGGAGAAGUGUGGCAUAAUCAACGAGGACGAGCUGGCCAAUGAGACCGAGGAGAUGUACCGGGGAGGAGGGCAGUACGGGGCCAUGAGCCAGCCGGUGGUGGACUCCAACAGAGGGGGCGGUGGAGGAGCAGGAUGGGUGACAGACUGGGACAAGUCGGAGGAGUAUGUGCAGCCGCCUGGAUACAACUCCUACAUGCAUGAAGGAGGAGAAGAUGACAACAAAGACCGACAAGAUUUGUCUUUAAGCAGAAAGAAAACAGGAUAAAGUAGAAGAUUUGUUUUGGAGAAGGAUUGUAGGAG
Molecule: messenger RNA, 1866 nt
Organism: Nematolebias whitei (Rio pearlfish)
Lineage: Eukaryota; Metazoa; Chordata; Actinopteri; Cyprinodontiformes; Rivulidae
Gene: slc17a7a
Product: solute carrier family 17 member 7a
Exons: 13
Coding region: 53-1831 (592 amino acids)
Biological process (GO): neurotransmitter loading into synaptic vesicle; synaptic transmission, glutamatergic; regulation of synapse structure or activity
Cellular component (GO): synaptic vesicle membrane; excitatory synapse
Molecular function (GO): neurotransmitter transmembrane transporter activity; L-glutamate transmembrane transporter activity
Source: RefSeq, a predicted model, not a curated record